Molecule: messenger RNA, 5050 nt
Organism: Papaver somniferum (opium poppy)
Lineage: Eukaryota; Viridiplantae; Streptophyta; Magnoliopsida; Ranunculales; Papaveraceae
Exons: 4
Coding region: 479-4675 (1398 amino acids)
Source: RefSeq, a predicted model, not a curated record
UCGGGCAGAUCUUAUAAAACUAAUUAAGAAAAGGGAAAAAACCCUUCAUUAAGUUCUUUCUCUUUCUAAUCUAGCUAUCGUCUGAACUGAAACUGCUGAACUCUCAAGGAAGGAGGUUGUAUGUAUGUAUGUAUGUGUAUGGUCGAUGGUCAUGAUGGCUAGUCAGGGUUAAUGCUUGCUUAAUUGUACAAAUUAAAAUCUGCUUUUGGUGGAGAACCUGAUACCUCCUUUGAUGUGUAAUAAAUGAAAGAGAUAGAUGACGAUAAUGAAGUGUAGUGGAUGAAGAUCGGAAUAUAUAAAAGGGUCAUAUAUAGAUAAUUGAAAAGAAGUGGAAUCUAGUGGUGAUUUAUUUUUGGAAGAGCUUAUGUUAUGCUGAAAACUAAGUAUAAUAAGAAUAGUUGUAAUAAGGAGGAAAGCUCUAUCUUGUGUACUGUUGUAGAAACAGCACAAGAGGAGAUAAUAAGUUGUUCAUCUUCAGAUGUUAUCCAUUGAAAAUAACAAUCCAGAUCUCUCAUGUUCUUCUCACAAGAUUUCAGGACUGAAAAAUCAUGAAAGGGGUACAACUGAUACAGUUACUUUGGAACAACAACAACAAGAUCAUACAGAUCUGUCACAGUCAGGCCUUACUGAUUAUGAUAAUCACCAUCACCUUCCCACCUUCUCUUUAAGAGAUUAUGUGUUUACAGCUAGACGAAAAGGUAUUGAGAAGAGCUGGCCUUUCCCUCAACAGUAUCUAGAUAUUUGUUUAAAGCAUGGAGUUAGAGAUCCAUUACCACCUUUCGAACCUCCUGAUUCAGUAAGAAACCUUUGUCUUCGUAACCAAAGUUUAGUUGAAGUUAAUUCGCUCAGAAAGGAUGAAGAGAACGUUAUUUUAGAUGAAGAAUCCCUUCAUAAAAAGUUCAAGUCUUGCGAACGCAAUCAUCAGUCUGUUUUGAGAUUUUCAGAUCAAACACGAACUCUGUUGCAAGAACCGAAGAAGUUAACAUCGGGACCUACCGGCAAAGAUUUGUGUCCAGGUUUGCAUGAGAUUGACGAAGAAACUGUACCGACAAUAAUUACUAAUCCUCUAUCUAAAAAGGAGAGACUUUCUGUAAGUAGACUCGCUGCUUGUUCCAGAGAAGUAGCAACCACUUCUUCAAAAGCCUCGAAAGAACAUCAAGUUCCAGUAGCAUCAAAGAAGAGCAGAAAGGUCAUUGAACCAACUUCUAAGAAGUGUAAAGUAGUUGAGAAAUCGGGUGUAGUAUCUAAUCCCAGUCGUACAGAAGAUACCGUGUCAAACACAGCGAUCAUAUCUGAAUCUAUGGCUUCCAAAGUCUGCCCUGUUUGUAAGACAUUCUUGUCUACCUCGAACACCACUUUGAAUGCUCACAUUGACCAGUGCCUAGCAGUGGGAUCGACAUCGUCCAAGUUAGAUGUGAAUAUUACGCCAAGCAAACAUAAAAUAAAGCUGGUGAAGAAGAGGUUGAUGGUGGAUAUCUACAAAACUGCCAUACGAUCCACUCUUGAAGUCCUCGAUAGGAGAAACGGUUCAAAUUGGGCUGUAGAGUCGAAGACUCCUACACCAGAUGCUGAGGUUUGUACUGAAGGCAAAAGGCGAAGGCUCUCCCAAACAUAUCCCGAGGAUAUCGGUGAUGAAAGUGCAGUAUAUUUAGACUCGAAUGGUAGAAAAAUUCUAAUCCUAUCAAAACUUGAUGAGGUACCAGUUCCGAGAUCAGGUGAGGAUUCCAAAGGAAAGAGGCCAUUAAAUGAGAGCAAAGAAAAGAAUAUGGGUUUGGUCGGAAAGGUUAAAUGUGUUGGAUCAAAAGAUGGUAAACAUCUGAAAUUCAAGCCUCAAAACAAAAAGACAUGCUCUCUCAGUCGAACCGAGCUGAUUCGUGGCACUGGGGAUGAGAAAGAUGGCAUGAACGUUAAUUUUGAGGAGGACCCUAUGCCAGAACUUCCAAAGGCUCGUGACAGUUCCGUUGUUGAGUUAAAGCAAUGGGUAUGCUCUAAAAGGACUGGUUUGUCUACGAAGUUAGAUGGAAAAGAUGCUUGUCGAGGAUUAAGAUAUAUAUCACUGACACGAAACCCAUUAGUUGAGAAUAUUCAGUCAAAUGUCAGCAACUCUCCUGAGGAGAUACUCCAAAAUCCUCCUACUCCAAAAUUUGACAAAGAGGUGGCUGGGUCUCCAAAAGCCACUGUAAAUCGUUUUAACUGCUUGAAUGAGGGUAUCACUUCUUAUACACAUGGAUGUACUCUGAAAUUGUCAAGGACUUCCAAAAAUCUCGUUACUUCUCCAAGGAGCAAGAGAGUAGAGGUCCAAAGUGUAGCCAUUGCUGAAACGUCUGCCAGUUUGCCCAAGAGGAAGGCUGUAUACCCCUCAGUUGAACCAUCUUUUUCUAAGUCAAAACCUUAUGAAGGGGAGAAAAGCUGUAUCUGGAAAAAGUCUCGCAUGCAUAGAUCCACAACGAAGACAAGGGAGCAGGUUAAAACUGUUUGGUCGGAUGUGAAUGGGCAAUACAGUCGGAUGGAUGAUUCUUCGGAAAACAACCGUCGAAGCCUAGAUCAAAUCCGAGGGGGUCAUGAAUCUAAUAGACCAAACAAAUUUGCAAGGAGUGAAGAAAUAGAUAUGUGCAUCAGUGAUGUAGCGGUAUCUCAACAAGAAUCAGAAAAAUCUGGAAGGAAGAAGACCAAAGUUUUGGGAGGUUUGGAGUCGGAACCCAAAGCUCCAACUGUGUCUUCUCAUGUUGAAGUUCAUUUUAGGACUGGUUUUUUCCCGGAAAAAUUGAAUGACAUGGAAUUUGCUGCUGAAGAAACUUCUUUUAGUGGGAAGGAUGCUACUAUGGAGCAUCUGCCUCCAAAUGCUAGAUCCAACUGUUACCAAUCAUGUGGAAGUGAAGCUUGGGGACUUUCUUCUGAACAAACUGUUUGUGAUGGUCAACAAGGCUUAAGUUAUUCCAGAAAUGUGAUAGAUGUAACUCAAAGAACUUAUAUGGCACCAAAUGUGGAUUUUUACAAGGUUGAUCGGGGGAACUCUUUUGUAGAAAAUGAACACACAGAAUGUGGGAGUGAGCAGAUAUCUAUACCAGGACCACCAGGGUUCUUCUUGCCGAGUCCGGGGGAAGAUAUUAAUUCAGAUGUUCAUGUUGAUAGUUCUUCAUUAACGUCAAACAGGUUACCAUCUUCUCAAGAUCGAUCUGUGUUACUCGAUAGAGAUUCUUCAGGAUCUCCUGUUUCUGCAACCUCUACAAUCUCUCACUUGCAUACACAUACAAUCUCGGAUUCAGAUUGUGCGGAACCAAAUCCAGUUGUCGGAUCUCCGUCUGUUCUUGAAAAGCUUGUAAACAAUCUCUCAUCAAAUGGUAACAAUACCAAGCCUCCAAUGAUAAGAGAUGUUAACCCAUUUUCAUGUUCACCAAACAUGGUAAAUGCACAGAGAAAUUUGGGUAUGCUGAGCCGGAAAGAUACUAAAAAAUCCAUGGUGGCGGAAUCUCUGAAAUUCUCAGAUGAUCAAUCACCAUGUUGUUGCUCAAAGAAGGAGAGAAUCCCUUGGGAUGAUUCUAUAACAUAUCAAGCUCCACUCCCUCGACAACACCACAUGGGGCCAUCCGUUUCUCCUUCCGUUGGAUCACAGAUGAAUUACAACCCAAAAAGCAGGCCUGAGUUGGGGUUUGCUUCUUACAGCAAUUGCUCGAGUUCGAAGUUCAAUGAGAAUACGCAUCCCAUGUUGGAUUCGUAUAGGGAUUCUGUUUCUUUGAGGACAUAUCGAGAUGCUGCAUCGAAGUUCCCUAGCCAUCAUGAGUUCAGUUUCACCAAUUCAUCGUCUCAGUCUCAUCAUCAUACCCAGUCCCCCUCAAAUCCUGUGCUGAGAUUGAUGGGUAAGAACUUAAUGGUGGUAAGUAAGGAAGAUGAUUCAUCAUCCCAACUCAAAACUACUGCACCAGAUUCAAAUUAUUCGACACAACGUGGUUUUCCUACAGGCAAUAUGACAACAACUGAUGAGGACUUCAGUUCUUUUUAUCAUAUGACUUCCAAUGGUUCUGUCAUCUUCAACAAAUGUCGCCGAGAUGAAGCCAUGGAUCGUGUUGAUGUCAAUCUUUGUGAAAGUUCACGAAAUCGUAGUCAUUCUAGCCAUAGGAAUUCACAACCUCUAGCAGAGAAUCAUUAUGUUAAUAAUCACUAUGUGGGAGGUUUAACUGGAUCCUUCUUGCCGCAUCAGUCCCCAAAAGGUGUAAUGGAUCACACGCAGAGUUCUAAUCUUCAGAAGAAUUUUGUUGGCAGAUCAAAUUCUCAUUUCAGAUACAAUGACGAAAGAGGUACUGCUGCUCCACAACAUAACUUAAAUUCUGCUUACGUUGCUACCAGUUUUAACCGUGACGUGAUAGUCAUCGAUGAUUCUCCUGACAAUGAAGAUGCCAAAUUAGGAAGGGAAUUCACAGGCGAAUCUAGGCAGCAGUACUCUCCAGCAGCCAUGGGUAUUCCCAACCAGGAUCCUAAUUCGAGACAGGGGAAUCCGUUAUAUCGAUACCAGUCAGUGAAUCAUUUUUCACCGAGGGAAGCAUCCGUUGGAACAUACCCCAUGCUUUGGGCAGCAGGUGCUAUGGACAAUCCAGCAAAACCUCAGGUAGAGAAUAGCAACUCCAGAGGUUCAGGGGUAGGCUUGCACAGUUCUUUAGGUCCAGUAUUCGGUCAUUAAAAAAUCGAGAUAGACUGCAAGUCUGAGUUAGCUUUCUUCAUGAGCACAGAAUGAAGCCGGUACCGGCAGGGGUUAUUCCCUAAAGUCCUCAAGGGAGAUGGAUGAUGAGAUUUUUCAACUUGAGCAUGUAAUUUAUUUAGAUUUAGAUUAAACAAAGAGUUGAGAGACGGAUUUGAAUAGCUUUCUUAGUCUGCAUAACUGCAGCUUCACAGAGGCUUUCGUAUCGGAGAAUUAUGUUUAUGCAAACCAAUGAAAUGGUGAAUAAUGAUGAGUGAUAGAUAGAUAGAGAUAUAAAAUAGUCAUGGAUACUUUCUCAUCAGCAGUGUAAGAAUCCCAAAGCUUUCAUAAAUGAAAAGAUGUUUAAUCUUGGUAAUA